Molecule: messenger RNA, 699 nt
Organism: Ceratosolen solmsi marchali
Lineage: Eukaryota; Metazoa; Arthropoda; Insecta; Hymenoptera; Agaonidae
Product: deoxycytidylate deaminase
Exons: 4
Coding region: 16-639 (207 amino acids)
Cellular component (GO): cytoplasm
Molecular function (GO): zinc ion binding; dCMP deaminase activity
Source: RefSeq, a predicted model, not a curated record
UAUUAGUUUAAUAGAAUGACCGAUGAACAUAAUAAAAAUAAAAUCAAGCAUAAUGAUAAUAAAGAAUCUACUAUUCAAUUAAGAAAUAUAAAUAGCAAAAGAGAAGAUUUUUUAGAAUGGAAUGACUAUUUUAUGGCUGUUGCUUUCCUUGCUGCCAUGCGUAGUAAAGAUCCUUGUACUCAAGUUGGAGCUUGUAUCGUUAAUGAAGAUAAAAAAAUUGUCGGUAUUGGUUAUAAUGGUAUGCCACUUGGUUGCAAUGAUGACCAAUUUCCAUGGUCAAAAGAAAAUUUGGAUAAAUUAGAAACAAAAUAUCUUUAUGUUUGUCAUGCAGAACUUAAUGCAAUUUUAAAUAAGAAUGCAGAAAAUAUUAAAAAUUGUACUCUUUAUGUGGGCUUAUUUCCUUGUAACGAAUGUGCAAAAGUAAUUAUUCAAUCUGGAAUAAAAAUAGUUUAUUACAUAUCCGAUAAACAUGCAUCUAAAUGUACAACUGUAGCUGCAAAGAGAAUGUUUGAUGCUGCAAAAGUAGAAUAUAGGCAGUACAAACCUAAAAAUGAAAAAAUAAUAAUUGAUUUUAAUGAAAUAAAUUGGAAUGAAAUGACUCAAUUACCUUCUACACCUUUGAAAGACAAUAGAUCUUAAUGUGAUUAUAAAGUUUGGAAUAUUAUAAAAUAAGUUAAAAAUAUAAUUAUUUUAAUUAAA